Messenger RNA from Castor canadensis (American beaver), 1258 nucleotides. RefSeq names its product tumor protein p53 inducible protein 3 (gene Tp53i3). Lineage: Eukaryota; Metazoa; Chordata; Mammalia; Rodentia; Castoridae. Gene Ontology annotation, molecular function: quinone reductase (NADPH) activity; quinone binding; NADPH binding. The record is from RefSeq and is a predicted model, not a curated record.
GUACUCAGACAGCAUGCUGGCUGUGCACUUUGACCAGCACGGCGGCCCAGAAACCCUCUACCUGAAGGAGGUCGCCAAGCCGAGCCCCGGAGAAGGUGAAGUCCUCCUGAAGGUGGCGGCCAGCGCCCUGAACAGGGCGGACUUACUCCAGAGACAGGGCCGGUAUCCCCCACCCCAAGGAGCCAGCAGCAUUUUGGGACUUGAAGCAUCAGGACAUGUGGCAGAGCUGGGGCCUGGCUGCCAGGGACACUGGAAGAUUGGGGACUCAUGCAUGGCUCUACUGUCAGGUGGAGGACAGGCUCAGUAUGUCACCAUCCCUGAAGAGCUGCUAAUGCCCAUCCCUGAGGGACUGACUCUGUUUCAGGCUGCAGCCAUCCCAGAGGCCUGGCUCACUGCCUUCCAGCUGUUACAUUUUGUGGGACAUGUUCAGGCUGGAGACUCUGUGCUAAUCCAUGCAGGAUCAAGUGGUGUGGGCACAGCUGCCAUCCAACUAGCUCGGAUGGCUGGUGCUAUUCCUCUGGUCACAGCUGGCUCCCAGCACAAACUUCAAAUGACAAUAAAGCUUGGGGCAGCUGCUGGAUUCAAUUACAAAGAAGAAGAUUUUUCUGAAGCCACUCUGAAAUUCACCAAAGGUGUUGGAGUCAACCUUAUUUUAGACUGCAUAGGUGGAUCUUACUGGGAGAAGAAUGUCAACUGCCUGGCUGUUGAUGGUCGAUGGAUUCUCUAUGGUCUGAUGGGAGGAGCUGAUGUCAGUGGACCCCUGUUUUCAAAACUGCUUUUUAAACGAGGAAGUCUGAUUGCUAGCCUACUGAGAUCUAGGGACAAAAAGUACAAGCAAACGCUGGUGAAAGCUUUCACGGAGCAAAUUCUGCCCCAUUUCUCCAAGGAGGACCCCCAAUGUCUGCUGCCGGUUGUGGACAGAAUCUACCCUAUGGCUGAAAUCCAAGCGGCCCAUGGGUACAUGGAGUCUAACAGGAACCUGGGCAAAAUCAUCCUGGAGCUGCCCCAGUGAAGGAAGAGGGGACAGCACAGGUCUCGGACAUCCCAGCCCUCCCAGGUCCCUCCUCGUUAAUAGGUCGGUGUAAAGAUGGUCUAAGGAAAUAAAAUAUGGACUUGAAAAGUGGCACGUUCACUGUGGGGCGGGGUGAGGUGUGAGUCAGGUCGAUCAGCUGACCCUCAAUCCGAGGCUCAUGCCACUACGCGGUUCCGGUUACACCUCACCGUCGGCCACCACACAAACAACCAAUCCCUGAAGACU